AGCACCCUUCACGAUGCGCUGAACGCCCAACCACCACCGGUGAUCCUCGCUCUCCUCUACACCCUACACAAUGGAUCCCCGGUACCAGUGGCCUCCACAGGCGCCCCCGAACAGCCAAUAUGCACCUCCUGCGCCGCCGCAAAAUGGCUAUCAAGCAAACGGCUACGGGCCUCAGUACCCUCAACAACCUCUGCAGCAAGCUUAUUCACAGUCGCAACCGGCUUUGAGCAAUCCUCGCAUGGUUAUUGCGCCCAGAGCGAGCCACUAUGAGACCAUGCAGGAUGAAAUGAGAGUCCAACCACGGACUUUGAAACCGCAGGUUGUGAUACCUGCUAAACCCCACGCUGGAAUUCCUCACAUGCAGAACCCAAAGAUUAGGCAAGUUCAAGUACCAGUACAGAGGCCGGUCCAGAGGGCAGGCAGUGGAGGCGUGGGCAACAGAGACUUGAUCAAUGUUCGCCCGGCCCAGGCUCCGGUAUCGAAAUCAGUACACAGAUCGCAAUCGCACCAGGAGAAUCCGCCGAAGUAUCAGCAGAGAACGCAGAGUAUGUCGUCCUCGAGCCAGCAUCGCGCCCCGCUGCAACCGCAUGCGACACCCCAGAAGCGCGCCCCGUCUCAAUCUUCGUCCAGCCAGCAUCGGACCUCUUCGCUGCCGCAUACGUCGUCUCAACAGCGAUCGCAUCCACAGGUCGUGAUUAAGAAGCAGACGCCGCAAUCGACACCUACCCCGUCGAGGACGCAGCAUGCGCCGCCACCGAAUCCUCUUCCGACCGACUUCUCAGUCCUGCUGCUUUCCAUGGCAGAUGAAUAUAUCAAUGCAGCGCGGGGUAUGGGUCCGAUUGCAGCCAUGGUUCAGAGGGAGGCGGAUCUGGAGCAAUACUAUAAACUAAUGGCGACCGGCCUUGGGUGCAUGGAGGCUGUCUUGAAGAAGUACAACCAAGCGCCGCGUGAUGAAGCAAAGCUGAGACUUCGAUAUGCGAGUUUGCUUGUGGAAGAGACGGACAACGAGGUCGAGAUUGAGGAUGUCCUGAUCAAAGGGAUUGCUUUGUGUCAAAGGAGUCGUCUGAUCGAUCUAAAGUAUAGUAUGCAGCAUCUGCAGGCACGAUAUCAGUUCAAGAGCAAUCAUCGCGCUGCGCUGAAGUCUCUAGAUCAGCCUAUUUCAGAGACAGAGACGUUCCAACAUAUCCCCUGGGUGUAUGCUUUCCGCUUCCUGAAAGUCUCUCUAGCGCUGCAAGUCCCUGGUCGUCCAGAAACAGCAUCCGCUCUACAGCAAUUACACGCCGUAGCAAACCAUGCCGAGAGACGUGGUGACCGCGCUAUCUACGUCACGUGCUCUGCCAUGGAAGCCAUGAUUCACCUCCGAACCUCAGCACCAGAUCACCUAGAGCAUGCCCAACGAGCCAUUGCUGCUGCACGGAGCCUCCAGCUCCAGACUACGACGAAGCAGCUCGGCCAGAUUGCAGCCUUGGUAGAUAGCAUAGACAUUGCGUGUAGUUUGCAGCAAGGCAUGCCGGAUCUUACCAAAAUGUCCGCGCUACAAAAGAAGGUAGACUCUGAACCUGGUCCUGCUAAUGGAGUCUUCUCGGUCUUAAUUGAAAAGAGCUUUGGGGGUAACACAACUCUGUUUACUGGUGGUAUCUUACGAAAGGCUCAAGAUGGAAGAGAUGAGCUGACGCUGUCAUGGUUGCCCAAGAACGACCUGAAGAUGUUGGCGUAUUAUCUUAGUGGGAUGACGUCGCUACCGCAUGAUAAAGGUGUAAGCUAUCUACAGGAAGGCUUCAAGUUAACUCAAGACGCCCUUCAACGACAGCCUUCAUAUGCAAUGUCUAUUCCACAUGCACUCAGCAACAGAAAAUGGAUUAUGAGCCUCGACUGGCAAGUCAAGUUCGCCCUGGCUCUCGUUGCAUGCUAUCAGGACGAUAGAGCUACCGCCCAAACAGCCUUGUCUUAUCUCCGCAAACAAGAAAUCCAGGCACACUUCAAUUUCACAGAAACCUACAAUCGGCUCACCACGUAUCUCUCUGGCCUUCUCGACCAAAGCAAAGGCUCCCUCGACUCCGCUCUAUCAACCUACCAAUCCCCUCUCUUCGCCCUACCAGAUGCAGGUGGCGCCCACACAGACUUCGCCACCGACAUUGCCAUCCUCGCAACCAUGAACCGCAUCCUUAUCAUCCGAAACUCCAGCCAUCCCAAACACUUCCUCACCAACACACUGUUCAGCCAACUUGAGCCCCUCUGCGUUAAUCACUCAAACAAAUUCAUUGAAGGCGCCUUCCGUAUCAUCCGCGCCCUCACAACCGAAGACUCCUCUAUCAACCGCCAAAAAACCCUCAUCCACAACGCACUCAGCCACUCGCAGAAGCUACAAAACGGACAGUUCAUCACGAUGUGUCUGAAUUAUAUGACCAGCAGAUUCUUUGCAGAUACGAUCGGCGACCAGGCGAUCAAGAGUGUGAGGGCCGCGAGGAGUAUGGCGAAACAGAGUAAGAGCUUGCUUUGGCAGGCUGUUGCGUAUGGUCUUUGUAUGAGGACAUUUCAGAAUAAUGGACUGUACCAAGAUGCGGCGCAGAGUCAGCAGGCGUUUGAGGCUGUGAGAGAGAUGUUACCCGGACCAUUGAAAGGAGAUAUGGGUGAAGAUGAGGAUGCAGAUGCAGACGCAGACGCAGAUGCAGAUGCAGACGGAGAUAUUGAGAUGGAGUGAAUGGUGAGUGGGUGGGCAGUGGGCUUUUCUUCGCUUCGGCUCGGACUACAUUGGAAUGGAUGCAUUGGCGGCGUUGGAACACCUCUCACAUUACAUCACAUCACAGCAUGGCGUUAUUUGUUGCUUUGUUGGUCUUCCCCUCUGGCGACAGAUAUCAUCUGAGAUGGGUAAAAGCUCGGCGCGGAUUUUUCAAAUCUUCCCAGAUCUCAUUCAAAUGUCGUAUGGAUGGAUGAGCGGAUGGAGGGUAUGGGAUCUUUGUUCAGUUUCGGGACAAGAUUUGCACAACUGAGGUGGUAUGGUUGUGCAUUUACGGGGACUCACUUCUGGUCCAAGGAUCGGCCUUAUCACAGGUCCUAGUUUAAAGCUUUCAUGAAGGGGUAUGGUACUGUUGGUAGGAUAUAUUUAGCGCUAGUAUGGC
Messenger RNA from Lindgomyces ingoldianus, 3119 nucleotides. RefSeq lists its product as uncharacterized. Gene Ontology annotation, molecular function: double-stranded DNA binding. Gene Ontology annotation, cellular component: chromatin; SMC loading complex. The transcript is spliced from 3 exons. Gene Ontology annotation, biological process: mitotic sister chromatid cohesion; maintenance of mitotic sister chromatid cohesion. The record is from RefSeq and is a predicted model, not a curated record. NCBI's taxonomy places the organism in Eukaryota, Fungi, Ascomycota, Dothideomycetes, Pleosporales, Lindgomycetaceae. Bases 71 to 2701 code for a protein of 876 amino acids.